AUGCUUUUCAGCGAGGUGUCGGUUAUUAGAACUUGGCAAGCAGCUGGACUGUCAUUUGUCUUGGGUUCCGCAACUUGUCAUCAAGGUAGUGCGGCAGAUAGAGUGUUUGCUUUGUGUCGGAAUGAGGAUUACGCUACUAUAGGUAGAGUGGCUACGCUGCUUUGGAGUAUAUGGCAUAACCGGAAUGAUAAAAUUUGGAAUGAUAAUGUUAGCAGUCCAAACCAAGUUGGUCGGGCUGCGUUUGAUCAUUGGAAUGAGUGGUUUGCAGUCCAUAAGUUGCGAAGCAACGAUGAUCAUGAUGUUCCGGUUGUAAGCACAAAUCGAUGGGAAAAGCCUCGUAUAGGAUGGUUAAAGUGCAAUGUAGAUGCAACAUUUUUUGUCGGCGCAGGAAGGACCACGAUGGGUGCUUGUUUUCGUAAUAAUUUCGGCGAGUUUACGGCUGAAAUGACGCAGUGGCAUAUUGCAAGCCAUGAAUGA
Molecule: messenger RNA, 477 nt
Organism: Trifolium pratense (red clover)
Lineage: Eukaryota; Viridiplantae; Streptophyta; Magnoliopsida; Fabales; Fabaceae
Exons: 2
Coding region: 1-477 (158 amino acids)
Source: RefSeq, a predicted model, not a curated record